Molecule: messenger RNA, 1551 nt
Organism: Penicillium digitatum Pd1
Lineage: Eukaryota; Fungi; Ascomycota; Eurotiomycetes; Eurotiales; Aspergillaceae
Product: RNA-directed DNA polymerase
Source: RefSeq, a predicted model, not a curated record
AUGCAGCAAAAACGACGAGCGUGGACGAGGACCAUCGAGAAAGCCAACUCCUCGCACUGGAAGCAGUUUCUAGACGAAGCUGGUGAAGGGAAGCUCUGGAAGGCCGCGACAUACAUGAAGCCCCGAGAGACAUGGGGUUGUGUCCCAACAUUGCGAGUGGGCUCGGAUGAAUGCACCCAAAAUGAAGACAAAGCGAGGGCAUUCAUGGAUGCGUUCUUCCCCGCCAUGAACAAACCCGAAGUCCGCCCACCCAUCGCAUCGGAGACGGAACUUCAGUGGCAUCCGAUUACUGAAGUGGAGAUCGAGCGAUCACUGAAAGCAGCUAAAGGGAAUACUGCACCCGGGGAAGAUCACUUACCGAUGCUGGUCUGGAAGAAGCUUUGGAAGCAUCUAAAGGCCAUUAUUGUGAGCAUCUUCGCAGUGUGUAUAGAGCUAGGACACCACCCGAGACAGUGGAGGAGCGCAAAAAUCAUCGUCUUACGGAAACCAGGCAAGCCGGAUUACUCGGCCCCUGGUGCUUAUCGCCCAAUCUCACUUUUGAACACACUUGGCAAACUCCUGGAGGCAGUGAUGGCCCGACGGUUGUCCUUUCUGGCGGAGAAACACGGCCUACUGCCAAACAGCCAGUUUGGCGGACGGCCGGGUAGGACCACCGAGCAAGCCCUACUAGUGCUGUCCAGUGCGAUCGACAAAGCCUGGUACAAGCACAAGGUGGUGACCCUAAUUGCCUUCGACCUUAAAGGUGCCUUCAAUGGAGUCAAUAAGACAAGCCUGGAUGCGUCGCUCCAGACAAGACGGAUCCCGCUGGUGGCCAGAAAAUGGAUUGCAAGCUUCAUGAGCGACCGGCACGCCAACAUUGGGUUUGACGACUUCCGCACUGAGACUGCUCCGCUGGUGAACGCUGGGCUAGCUCAAGGAUCACCACUUUCCCCCAUUUUGUUUGCAUUCUUCAACGCCGACCUAGUCGACCAGCCCGUCGACUCCCAGGGAGGUGCGUCGGCAUUCAUUGACGACUACUUCCGAUGGAGAGUGGGGGGUUCAGUUCAAGAAAAUUUGUCCAAGAUACAGUCUGAAGAUGUCCCUCGUAUCGAAGAGUGGGCGCGGCGAACUGGAUCCUGCUUUGCAGCGGAGAAGACCGAGCUUAUCCACCUCACCCGAAAGAAGGGAGAGCACAGAGAAGGACAAAUCAUCUUCGAUGGGACCGACGUCAAGCCAUCGCCUACAGCAAAAUUACUGGGGGUGGUGUUCGACCAGCAACUUCGCUGGAAGGAGCAUGUCCAGCAGGUUAUCAAGCGCGCCACCAAAACGGCAAUCGCCUUAAGUGGACUACGACUCUUGCGCCCUGAGCAGAUGCGACAGCUCUACCAGGCAUGUGUCGCGCCUAUAGUGGACUACGCAUCGACGGUCUGGCAUGACCCGCUUAGAGACAAAGUUCACAUCCGACACUUGAACACAGUUCAGAGAAACGUGCUGAUCAGAAUCCUGUCGGCGUUCAGGACGGUAGCAACCGCGACCCUAGAGUGGGGACAUUUGGGUGUGCACUACUGCUAG